AUCUGUUAGUGCGCAUUUUGUGCUUCAUGUGUCCGUUAUUCGGAUCGUAUUAUUGUUUCUACGAUUCUAAUCGACGCGUUAUUCUUAAUUCUAUCUUCAUCCCCUUUCUUCAUAUAUCUUCUUAUCUUUCACAUAAACGCGAUCUUCUUUAUUCGAAGCUCGUUCACGGAGACUUACAUCGACGCGAUCUCUAAUUUUCGGAUUUAAAAAUAAAAAUAAAAAAUCUAAGAAAAAAAGGCAGAAGUCAAUCGCGUGUGGGACAUCACCUGUACACUUCUUCUUCUUCUUCUUCUUCCUCUUCUUCUUCUUCUUCGUCUUCUUCUUCUUUGAGGUUAAAAAACCAACCAGUAUCGCAAGAUGCCUCUAUCGGAGUUCCGCAAGAAGAAGCUGCUCUACGUCUUCAACGCCUUCUUCGAUGUUAAUCAGAGCGGUGCCAUCGAUAAAAAAGAUUUCGAUCUGGCUGUUCAGCGGAUUUGCAGCUCUAGACAUUGGAGUAGCGAUAAUCCAAAAACACAGCAGACGAAGGAUACGUUGUUGAAAAUAUGGGAAGAACUACAACAACGUGCCGAUUCUGAUCAGGAUGGACAAAUCAGCCGAGACGAAUGGUAUUCUAUGUGGGAAGAUUACGCUAAGGAUCCAGCAAAUGCGCAUGAUUGGCAGCAAACAUACAUGAAAUUCAUGUUCGACCUCGAAGAUUCCUCCGGUGACGGAUCAAUCGAUGAGAACGAGUUUAGCAAUGUUUGUCAUAGUCAUGGCGUACAGGAGGCUGAAGCUCGUGACGCUUUCAAAAAGAUGGGGGUGGGUAAUGAAGUAACACGAGAUAAAUUCUUCGAGCUUUGGAAACAAUACUUCACCUCUGACGAUCCCAACGCACCUGGAAACUUUAUUUUCGGAAAGACCUCGUUCUAACCGUCCUUUCGCUUCGGAUUCGUACACGACGUUUAUUAUUAUCUUUUCGUUAUCAGCAUGCCAAAAUACAUACGCUAUCGUUAUUAAUUGAAUAAUUACUUUCAAUCUGCGAUGCAAGUUACGCGAUCUCUAAUCAAGUUUUAGUUUUUCUCUCUCUUUCUCUUUCUCUCUCUUUCUCUUUCUCUAGAUAAUAUAGAGCUGAGAGAUCAUUAUAUGAGAAAGAAGACGAAAUAAGAUAAAAGAUAUCGUAAUAACUGUUAAUAUCUCGUUGUUAAUCGGUAAUAAUCGUUGGUAACGCUAUUAAUCGCUGUAACACCGAAGCUAAGUAUUGCGUAAUGUUCCAUAACGUGUUGUUGUAAAUUUAGUUAACGAUUUCGUUCUAUACGAAUCGUUCUAUGUAAUGUCGUAAAGAAAAGUAUUGAGAGUUUUAAUAGUUUCUAUAUGUUUGAAUAAACUCAUAUAAUUCGA
Vespula vulgaris is the source of this 1377-nucleotide messenger RNA. RefSeq names its product calexcitin-2 (gene Scp2). Gene Ontology annotation, molecular function: calcium ion binding. Bases 358 to 909 code for a protein of 183 amino acids. The transcript has 7 exons. The record is from RefSeq and is a predicted model, not a curated record. Lineage: Eukaryota; Metazoa; Arthropoda; Insecta; Hymenoptera; Vespidae.